AGGAGUCCUUUGGUGAGAAUGAAUGAGGGCAGUGUCCCGUCUAUAGCUCAGGAGCGCGGUGCAUCCGUUUCGAGUGACUCCUAGUCCGGGCGAGGUGGAGCAAGCUGCGGGAGGCCGUGGGCCCCGAUGGCUUCCGGUUUCCCGCGGCGCCCCACUUUGAAGGAAGCUGGGUUCUGGCGCCAGGACUGAAAUGCUGGCUCCGUGUGCUCAUCCCGGAGGUCGCUGGGUCUGCGUGUGUGCGUGUCGGGGUCUACGAAGGGCACCUGCGCCUGAAACGUGCCUAGGUCGCGUGCGCACGGCUACUGCGGCGUGUGUGGAUGCGUGACCCCGGGCUGGAGCGCUCGAGCUCGUGGCUCCCCAGCCCGGGCAGGGUUAGCAUUAGCGAAGAAGAUCUGGGUUUUCGGAAGGACGGACAAGAUACUGACCCUGGAACAUCCACGGGAGUGACUUUCUUAGAUUCGACACUCUUUCAGCCUUAGGUCUGCCGUUUAGCGGGUGCAACUUUGGGCAGAUGUCUUAAACAUUCAGCUACCGUUUCUUCAGUUAAAACUUUAGGAAUAAGGCAGUAGUGAAGUGUAAAUGAGAUUUCUCUUGCAAGGGUUUAGCUAGUCGCUGCGCGUAGUAGGUGUCAACACAUGGUACGCAUCCACUUCUCUUCAGAUCAUAAACCUUCAGUAUAAUGAUUUGAAGUUGAUACACAUUCCUUUCCACACGAACACGACCUUGCACUAUCUCUCAGGAAGAGCAUGCUGAAGGAGAGGGUCAUGGACUUGGUCACCCAGACGGCCAUCCUGCCUCUGCUGUUUGGCUGCCUGGGGAUUUUCAGCCUCUUCCGGGUGCUACAGCGGAUCCGCUCAAGGGCUCACCUGAGGGAUGCUGUGGUGGUGGUUACAGGUGCCACGUCAGGGCUCGGCAGAGAAUGUGCUAGAGUCUUCCAUGCUGCAGGGGCAAAGCUGGUGCUCUGUGGUCGAAACGUGGAAGCCCUUGAAGCCCUCACCAGUGAACUUGCUGGUUCUCGUACCUCCCAGGGACAGAUGUACAAACCUUACAUAGUGACGUUCGACCUCACAGAUCCUGGGGCUAUUGCUGCAGCAGCAACUAAGAUCCUCCAGUGCUUUGGCUAUGUGGACAUCCUCAUCAACAAUGCUGGGGUCAGCUACCGUGGUGCCAUCAGUGACACCAUAGUGGACGUGGACAGGAAGGUGAUGGAGAUAAACUAUUUUGGCCCUGUUGCACUAACAAAAGCACUCCUGCCUUCCAUGGUCAAGAGGAAGCAAGGCCACAUCGUCGCCAUCAGCAGCAUCCAGGGCAAGAUCAGCAUUCCUUUUCGAUCAGCGUAUGCAGCCUCCAAGCAUGCCACCCAGGCAUUCUUUGACUGUCUGCGUGCUGAGAUGGAGCAGGAUGGCAUCAAGGUGACUGUGAUAAGCCCUGGCUACAUCUAUACCAAUCUCUCUGUAAAUGCUGUCACUGCCGAUGGCUCCAGAUACGGAGCUCUAGACAAGAACACAGCCCAGGGCAGAAGCCCUGCAGAGGUGGCCCAGGAUGUCCUUGCUGCCGUGGGGAAGAAGAAAAAGGAUGUGAUCUUGACUGACUUACUGCCAUUCUUGGCCGUCUAUCUCAGAACUCUGGCUCCUGGGAUUUUCUUCAGAAUCAUGGCCUCUAGGGCCAGAAAAGAGCGGAAAUCCAAGAACUCGUGAUGUUGGUCAGAGCUGCUAGCCUGGAUCAGCCUAAGUACCACCCCUUCCUGGGCUGGGAUUGUUCUGCAAGGGAUUCAUGGCUGAGAACCUGACGGGGGCUGUCUUGCACUCUAAGGUGGACAGAAGCACUUCUGUUCUCUCUGGGGGUGGGUUAGCCUGUUAGAACUAAAAUGUGGAGUUGGGCUGGGACUCUACAGAUGUAAAAUAAAUGACUGAACAGUAGGUCAGAGUUCUCAGUAGAAGAGCCGCAUGUCCUCUGAGGCCUGGACCUGCCAGAUUCCAGAAGUUCUUGUGGAGGUUUGGGAACUAGGUCUCCUCACUGCACCAACUCCAUAUUUGUUUUUUUGGUUUGUUGUUGUUUUCUGAGACAGGAUUUCUCUUGUGUAGCCCUGGCUGUCCUGGAACUCCCUCUGUAGGCAAGGCUGGCCUCAAACUCGGAGAUCAACCUGCUUCUGCUUCCAAAGUGCUGGGAUUAAAGGCGUGUGCCAUCACCGUCCAGCCACCUCUGACUUACUGAAAAUGGAUUCACUGAGCAGGUCAACUUCAUUUCCAAGUUUAGAAAGAGAUUUUUCCUGUUACAGAAACUGACAGCUGAAAUCAUAGGAAGUCUAUUGGCCAUUUCCCCAAAUCAAAGUAAAUCUCCCACAUAAAGCUGUCGUCUUCACUCAGCUCUGGGCCUGCCAAACUGCCUUUUAAGAUCACUUAAUAGAUACAGGUCUGCCCUUAGCUCACUCCCGCUCUUACCCGCCAGCCACCUUAGGUCCCCAUCCCUUUCACUUCUAGUUUAAUGCAUAUCAUUUUAAGUGGCCGUAUGAAAUUUAGGAACCACAAACUAGGAAACAUGCGAUACUUAUUUUCUGAGACUGGUUAAUUCAUGAUAUUGGGUCAUUUUUCCAAAAAUGUACAAGACUUCAUUCUUUAUGGCUGAAGAAAGCCUUAUCUCUGUUUCGUGUCUGAUGCUGGAGACCUAAGCUGGUGGCAUAGCUUAGCUGUUGUGAACAGUGCUUCAGUGCACACUGCUGACAGGUGUCACAGUCUGACUACGUCCUUGAGGUGAACAUCAAGGGGUGGUAUAGUAUAACAGAUCUAGAGUGUUGGUUGUUUUUGUUUUUU
This is a messenger RNA of Microtus oregoni (creeping vole), 2810 nucleotides long. It is a transcript of the gene Dhrs7b, whose product is annotated as dehydrogenase/reductase 7B. The transcript is spliced from 7 exons. The record is from RefSeq and is a predicted model, not a curated record. Gene Ontology annotation, molecular function: oxidoreductase activity. The coding region runs from base 747 to 1697 and encodes 316 amino acids. NCBI's taxonomy places the organism in Eukaryota, Metazoa, Chordata, Mammalia, Rodentia, Cricetidae. Gene Ontology annotation, cellular component: membrane.